GGGCGGUGGUCAUAUCAAUACUAAACCCUAAAAUUAAGACCACAGUGACUUGAACCUAUUUAUUUACCCAAACAAAUCACUACCUCCCAAUCUUCCCAUGGACGAUCUGAAUCCUCUGGCGGGCACGGCUCACCUCCUGGAAGAGGUCGACAAGAAGCUAAUGGUGCUCUUGAGGGACGGAAGAACCCUAAUUGGUUACCUGCGAUCCGUGGAUCAGUUCGCCAACCUGGUGCUGCAGCGCACCAUCGAGCGGAUACAUGUGGGCAACGAGUACGGCGACAUUCCACGUGGAGUCUUCAUCAUUCGGGGCGAGAAUGUGGUGCUCCUGGGCGAAAUUGAUCGCGAGAAGGAGCAGAAGCUGCCGCUCAAGGAGAUAUCCGUCGACGAAAUCCUGGACGCCCAGCGCAGGGAGCAGGAGCAGCGCCAGGAGAAGCACCGCCUGGUGUCCAAGGCGCUCAAGGAACGAGGACUGGCCGUCGAUGCCAACAUAAUCAACGAGGACUUCUGCUAAGAUAGUUAGAUUAAGCUCAAAACAUGAUUUUCGUCACUUUGUAUAUUUGUACUGCAUUAAAAAACUACGUUUAAACCUA
Drosophila takahashii is the source of this 590-nucleotide messenger RNA. It is a transcript of the gene LSm1, whose product is annotated as U6 snRNA-associated Sm-like protein LSm1. Gene Ontology annotation, cellular component: Lsm1-7-Pat1 complex; P-body. NCBI's taxonomy places the organism in Eukaryota, Metazoa, Arthropoda, Insecta, Diptera, Drosophilidae. The record is from RefSeq and is a predicted model, not a curated record. Gene Ontology annotation, biological process: deadenylation-dependent decapping of nuclear-transcribed mRNA. Gene Ontology annotation, molecular function: RNA cap binding.